AUGGAUGACCUUAAACUAUAUGCUAAUUCAAAGCAGAGUCUUGAUAAGCAGAAAGAGGCUGUAGCAUCGAUUUCACGUGACAUGAACAUGCAAUUGAAUGCUAAGAAAUGCGCCGUAGCACAUUUUAUUCCGAAAAAGUUGCAGCAUGAGGUACUUGUGGGCACACACUCUACAAAGGAUAGAAACUUAGGUUUCCCGCUGCUGGAGGGUGCGGAGCUUUAUAAGUAUCUAGGAAUGGAGCAGAAAAUUGGAAUAAAAGAAUCCGAAGCAUGGGAUCGUGUUGAGGAACUUUGCUACAAAAAGGCCCAUCAGUUGUGGAAUUUCGAUCUUAAUUUUCGACAGAAAGUGAAUUCCUUCAACUCCGCUGUCCUACCCGCGUUAACCUACGUAAUGAGCUGCGUAGCAAAAGGAAGCGGUAAAUAUUCAAGUGUCUUAAAACGAGGUACGCGUAUCGAUGUUAAGUUUCGGAAGAUCCUUACGAAACACGAAGCACGAUACAAGUCUUGUUGUGCUGGUAGAAUAUAUCUACCAGUAGACAAAGGAGGAUAUGGUUUAAGAUCCGUCAGAGAUUCCUUCGAGGAGUCAACCAUAUACUCCUGGGCGUAUUUAUGUACGAAAGCUGCUUUAAGAAGCUCAUUAAAUCUGUUUGUCACUAUGGUUAGCCGGGGGAAACGAUGCUUAGUUAGUGAUGCAUUGGGUAUAUUAAAGUCCUAUAAGAUCAAAGUAGUGGUAGACAAAACUCAUUCAACUGUCAUCUUGGAUGAAGUUGAAUAUACUGAUGCCAAAUCACUGGCACGACAAGUGGUUUCGUUAAUGCGUACUGCUAAUAUCAACAGGCGGUACGAAUGUUGGCAAGAACUGACACGUGCGGGGCGUGUUCUACGCUCGACUAGCGGCAUAGAUUUGACGGAUUCCUUCCUGUGGUUCAAGGAAGGUAAGUUAUCAGCUAUUGCAGUCAGAAAUGUACUAGCAGCGCAGGAAGGGUGUCUCUUGACCAUAGUGCACCCAGCAUUCAAAAAUAACAACGGUGAUAAGAGCUGUCGAGCAUGUAAAAAGACCACUGAAACAAUUGAACAUGUGAUCUCCAGUUGUACGAAGUGGCUGUCAAAUUUAUAUAUCGAUCGGGAUGAUUCAGUACCGAGAAACGUACAUUAUAAGUUAUGUCAACUACAUGGUUUACCCAAUGGUCACUACACGCAGAAAGUGGAUCCGGUUCUAGAGAAUGAUAGUACGAAGCUGUAUUGGAAUGAACCAGUCCAGACGAAAGCGAUCAUUCGCCAUAACAAGCCAGAUAUUAUAGUCUUUGAUAAGAUUAAGAGAACGGCUCUAAUCAUAGAAAUCGCAGUAUCAUGGUUUACGGGUAUAUCGCGACAAAAGGCUAUAAAAGAAAAUCGCUAUUGUGUCAAUGGUAAUUGGGAGGACGAUUUGGCACUGCCUUAUCCUUGGGGAGACAAUCUUCAACGUGAGAUGCAAACUGCAGGAUGGAAGGUAUCAUUUCUACCGAUAAUCAUUGGGGCAACCGGCGAGGUGCUUUCGGAAUUAAAACCUAGCAUGAUGACGAUGCUCGGACUCACCAGGGAGCAAACCGAGUAUUGUAUAGAAAGAAUGCAACGCAGUGCUGUCUUAGGAACAAGUAGGAUCAUUAAAAAUCACUUAGCUUCACAGGGAUAG
Rotaria socialis is the source of this 1671-nucleotide messenger RNA. Lineage: Eukaryota; Metazoa; Rotifera; Eurotatoria; Philodinida; Philodinidae. The record is from the annotation of a GenBank genome assembly.